AGCUAACAGCAAGUCCCAUGAUGGGGACAGUGAAUCGUGAGUUUUUGGUGUUUCUGCUAGUCUUGGUGCAUUCGUUGGCCGCGUAUAGUCCCUUACCGGAGAUCUUGAAACCGAGUCCGAGAGCGGAAGAAAGUGGAAAUGUUGGAACCAGGGAUAUUGACAGUUCCUACUUUUUGCCGAGGAAUACUAUCCCGUACCAUUACUUCAUUCAUUUGCGUACUCAAAUCCACGAAAAUAUAAGAACGUUUCGGGCAACGACGGAAGUGUACUUUGAAGUGAUCGAACCUAGCUAUACAGUGACGAUGCACGUUCAAGAGUUGGAUAUAUCAUCCGUGGAGUUGUACAGAGUUCCGACCAGUGGAAGUGCGCAACUUAUCGAAAGUCCUACGUUUACUAUUGACCAACGGAUAGAACAUAUCACUUUUACGUGUACGAAUCAGCUGCAACAGGGAAAAUAUUUCCUCAAAGUGACCUACACCGGAUCCAUGAGAAAUUACCAAAGUGGAUAUUUGGUAUCAUCCUAUCGUAAUGAUGCAAACGAGGUGAAAUACGUCGGAUCAACUCAUUUUCAAGCCACUCUCGCACGAAGGGUCUUCCCUUGCUACGAUGAACCUGAUCUGAAGGCCACCAUAGAACUUUGGAUAACCCACCAUAAAUCGUACUCAGCCACAGCCAAUACCUUUCUCGAUUCGGGUGGAUUUGAUCCGGAAGAUUCCGAUUACAUAAUCAGUAAGUUCCGAAAGACUCCAAAAAUGUCAACGUAUCUGUUGGCUUUUGCUGUGACAGAUUUUACCAUCAGAUCCAAAAAUCGACAGCAGGUUGUUGUCCGUAAAAAUGCAGUGAACGAUGCGCUCUAUGCACUGGAUGCCGGGGAUAAGAUCCUAACAGCACUAGAUCAGCAUAUUGGUGUUAUCUACUCGGAUUUCAUGCCAAGGCUUACACAGAUAGCUAUACCAGAUCGCGGCACCGGAGCCAUGGAAAAUUGGGGAUUGGUCACCUAUGGUGAACCGUCAAUGCUGUUCAAUCCGGCUGUUAACACUUACCGAACGCUUAAGCGUGUGACGACUGUCAUUGCGCACGAGUUUGCUCACCAGUGGUUCGGAAACUUGGUCAGUCCGCAAUGGUGGGACUACAUCUGGCUAAGCGAAGGUUUCGCAACUCUGUACGAGUACUAUGCGACGGCUUUGGCGUACCCGGAGCUGGAGUAUUGGGAACUGUUCAACGUUGAAGUAGUCCAACGUGCGUUGAGAUCCGAUGCCAGUGAUCAGAUACGGGCGAUGAAUCACCCAGCGGCCAGUCAGGACGAAGUAUGGAGGUUGUUUGAUGUCAUAGCUUAUCAGAAGUCUGGCAGUGUGCUCAACAUGUUCCAUCAGAUCAUUGGAGAAUCUUACUGGAAGGUUGGAUUGAAAAACUACAUCGACAGUCGUAAGUUGGACAGUGCAACGCCUGAUGACCUUUAUGAAGCACUUCAGAAAGCGAUCGCAGGGAAAAGCGUGAUUCCGGCAUCUGUGACCAUCAAACAGCUCAUGGAAAGCUGGACGAAUGCCCCUGGAUAUCCUGUACUCAAUGUGAGACGCUUGUAUAAAACAGGUGAAGUCAUCAUCUCACAGGAUCGCUUCCUAGCUGAUAAGCGAUUACCAACAGAUCAUAUUUGGAGCAUUCCAUACAACUACAUUGAUCAGGGUAUUGCGAAUGACGUUGAUGAGCAGAUUCAUUGGUUGACCUCGAGAGCAGAUAAGAUCUUCACCAAUACACCCGAGGACCAAUGGAUCAUUUUCAAUCGAGAGCAAAUGGGUUACUAUCGUGUAAACUACGAUGAGCGGAAUUGGAAUCUUAUCAUACAAACUCUUCUGACUAACCACAGAACGAUUCAUCGGGCAAACCGAGCGCAAUUGUUGGAUGAUGCUUUCAAUUUAGCUCGAGCUGAUUUGCUCGACAUGUCUCUUGUGUUGAAAAUGAUGCGGUACUUGAAGCAUGAGACGGAUUAUGUACCAUGGGCAGCGGCAAACAAUAUUCUCAAUUACUUGUACGCUAAACUUCGAGGAACUCCUUCGCAUUCUGCCUUUGUUAACUUUGUAACAGAAAUCGUCUCAGAAGUGUACAAGGAUUUCAGUGUUACUCAGGUAUCUGAGGACGAAUCCACUCUCCACAAAUAUCUUCGACAAACAAUUACUCAUUGGGCUUGUUUAGUUGGCCAUCAGGGUUGUCUUGAUGAAACCUACGAAGCGUUGAAGCAAGAAGUCAAUGAUCAAAUUUUAGUGCAUCCGGAUGUAGCCUCCGUAGUUUAUUGUCAUGGGUUGCGGGAAGGAACCUACGAAGAGCUCUCAUAUCUGCUACCCAAAUUCGCGGGUUCCAAGAACCAAGCUCAACGAACCGAUCUGAUACAGGCUAUCGGUUGUUCCAAAGAUGGACAAAACAUCAGAGCCGUAUUGACAGUGCUACAGUUUUCAGAUGUAGUUUAUUUAUCAACCGAGAGAGCACAAUUCAUCGAUGCCAUCGUGGCCGGAAGUCAGGAAGGAGUCGAAGCUCUGAUAGAAUAUAACUUGAACGAGGGUUCGUCUACCGGAUUGUUAAACGUUCUGGGCGAAGGGACUUAUAAGAACAUGGUUGUUCAGCUUGGUUCGCGAGUCAAUAAUCCCACAGAAAGAAGCCGCCUUGAGCAACUACUCGAGGCUUUGAGUGGCGUCAUAUCGGCUGAAACUGCCAAUGAAGCUCGUGCGUUUGCCAACGCAAACGCCGAAUGGUUCAACACACUGGAAGGUUUGGUAACCGUAGAGUUUUUCGAACAAUUUUCUAAUGAAGUGUUGGCAUGAAGUUGUUUUGUAAAGAUUAUAAGAAUGAAAUUAUUAUUGAAAGUUUA
Molecule: messenger RNA, 2860 nt
Organism: Uranotaenia lowii
Lineage: Eukaryota; Metazoa; Arthropoda; Insecta; Diptera; Culicidae
Product: aminopeptidase N-like
Biological process (GO): peptide catabolic process; proteolysis
Cellular component (GO): cytoplasm
Molecular function (GO): zinc ion binding; peptide binding; metalloaminopeptidase activity
Source: RefSeq, a predicted model, not a curated record